Molecule: messenger RNA, 1682 nt
Organism: Paramecium sonneborni
Lineage: Eukaryota; Ciliophora; Oligohymenophorea; Peniculida; Parameciidae
Source: the annotation of a GenBank genome assembly
AUUUCAAUAAUGCAAUAUCAUGUCUCAAAAUAUGAUGUUUUAGGAACUCUUUAAGAUGUUUUUUUGAAAAGUAAUCAUUCUUAAGAGAGUUACAAACAUCAUUAAAUUCAAGAGAAACCUCUCUCUGAAAUUAAACCUAAUCUAGAUAAAAGAACAAGUAAAACCAAAUUGGAACGGUAUUUGGAAAAGUACUCAUGUAAUAUAGAAUAAUAUUUUAGAAAGAAAAUAAUUAUAAGAGGAAAAUAAUAGUUCGAUGGUGUAAUCUUUUUAAAAUGCAAAUAUAAUAAAAGCACAACAAAAAUUAAAUGAUAGUCAAACAGCUUAUUCAAGUAAGAUGAGUUUACCAAGAGAAUACACAGAAAAUGAUGACAAAGAGCAACAUUUAAUUGGAGUGGGACUUUAACAAUACAUGUAAUAAUUAUAGUAGUCAAAACUGCAAUGUACAGGUGUAAAUCAGGAAUGCUAAACAGAAGAUUAAAAACAAUUUGUGAAUAUUUAAGGCUAAAAUUAAUUAGUUUAAGAUAAUAAUGAGUCUAACAACUCUGUGAUUGAUGAAAUUAAAUUAUUGAGUGGUAAAAAUAAUCAAGAGAAUUCAAUUUGUUAAUAGAUUCAAUUAAGUCUUUAGAUAAAGAAAGAAUAAAUAUUAAAAGAAGACUUUUUCUGUUAAUUUAAUACUGAAAUCAAACUUAAUUAAUAAAAUAAAUAAAUUUGUUAAUGUAAUAAUAAACUACCUUAAAAUGAUUUUGGAUGCUAAUAUGAUGAAUCUCUGAACCAAAUGAAUAUAAUACUUGACGAUUCAAAGAAUCUUAGAACAAGAAGUAGAUGUCUUACGUCAGGAAAUCAAAAGUAAUAAAAAAAUGAACUGAAUGGUGAUGAUUAAAUAACUUACUUAGAACAAGGUAUAAAAUUAUAAUUAUGAAAAUGCAGAAUUACAAUUAAGAGAUGAGAUGUUAGAGACAAAGACACGUAUUAUUACUGAUAUGUAAUAGCAAUUAAGUGAUUUUUAUAAAUUCUUUAAUAAGGAGAGUGAAAUAGAAUAAGAGAAUGAUUAAGAAGAUUAAAAUUCAUCUAAGGAUAGUGAAGGUUGGAAAGUUAAUGAAUUAAAUAAACAAAUAGAAAAUGAUGUUAAUAUUUAAGAUUAAUUAACAUAACUUAUGUUGAAAUAAAGUGUUGAGAUCUUAGAAUUGAAGAGAGUUCUAAAUGAAACAUCUGAAUAGAAUAGAUUAUUGAAAGAAGAGCAAGAUUAGUUAAUCAUUUAGAUAGGAUAAUACAAAUAAUAAUUAAUUGAAAUAGAAGAAAAUAAAACUAAAGAAAUUGAUAUAAUCAAUUAAGAUUAUUAAGAUAAAUUAUCAAAAUAGAAUAUGAUAAUUGAUGAAUUACAAUCUCAAAUUUGUAGCAUAUAAACUAGUCCAACUGAAAUUCCUUAGGUUUCUAUUUAAUCUACAUUAAAUCAUAUACCAGAACAACUAAUGGAUGAAGUUGCAUAUGAUUCUUAAUCUACUAAAGGCAAUAACUUAAAGGCUAAGAAUGUUCUAAAACAUAUAAAUAAAAUGACUAUUAUGACAGCUGGUUGGAUGUCUAAUAAAUAAGACUACGUUACACUUGGAGUCUUGGGAAGAAUAGAUUAGAUUAAGAGUCAAACUAAAUUAGAUUCUUUCAAAAAACUAAAUUGAUCAAACAUG